Molecule: messenger RNA, 213 nt
Organism: Gongylonema pulchrum
Lineage: Eukaryota; Metazoa; Nematoda; Chromadorea; Rhabditida; Gongylonematidae
Source: the annotation of a GenBank genome assembly
AUGAAGGUGGUGAGGACGACGACUGUCGCUUUUUCCGGUGGCAUCAAGAAUAGCUUUUUGCGCUUCUUCCUCAUCGCUGAAGCAAAUCCGACGACUCAUCGUCCAAACGCAGCACGUGAGACAACACUGAGUCACGUAACAACACAAUCAAAAAUGUCACUUCUCUGUCAGCAUCAGUUCGUGAAAGUUCCAAUGAAAUUUCUUGCAGAUUAA